CUUUUCUGGUAUUGCUUGGUAACCAAGAUUGAGAAAAGCAUGGUUCACACACCGGUGAGGUUAACAGUUAUUUGGUUUAACAUUUGCUUGUUUGUGACUCUUUGAUCUUAUUUACUAAUUAAUCACAAAUUAACAUGGCUCAAUUAGGCAAAAGAUUACUUCCUCUGUUUGACCGCGUGUUGAUUGAACGAUUUGUUCCUGAGGUUAAAACCAAAGGUGGAAUCAUGAUUCCUGAAGCUGCUGCAGGCAAAGUCAACUCUGGUACUGUUGUAGCUGUUGGUCCUGGUGGAAGAACCGAUGAUGGUAAAACUGUAGCCCCGGCUGUGAAAGAAGGUGACAAAGUAUUGCUUCCAGAAUAUGGUGGACACAAAAUUGAAUUCAAUUCAAAGGAAUACUACCUUUUCCGUGAGAAUGAAAUUCUCGGCAAAUGGUCGGAAUAAACUACCCUCAAUCUAGAUUAAACUUGCAUUUACAUCAAUUCAUCUAUUAGAGCUAGUUUUUUUCUGUUGACCGGUGCGAUUGUAGUCAUUUCAAUUCUUUGUUAGAAAAGAUUGCUCUUCUCGUAAAGAAUUAAUAGUUUAUUUUUCUUUUUUGUACGAUUUAAGUAGGCAAUUGCGUUGAAAUUCAAUACGAUAGUCUAUAUGGUUAGUGUCUAUUCAUUUCAACCAAUUAAGUUAAACAAUUAUGUAAACAAAUUGCCAUUUUCAAAUAAAAUUACAUUUUCCUAGA
Molecule: messenger RNA, 729 nt
Organism: Tetranychus urticae (two-spotted spider mite)
Lineage: Eukaryota; Metazoa; Arthropoda; Arachnida; Trombidiformes; Tetranychidae
Product: 10 kDa heat shock protein, mitochondrial
Cellular component (GO): mitochondrion; mitochondrial matrix
Molecular function (GO): ATP binding; protein folding chaperone; metal ion binding
Source: RefSeq, a predicted model, not a curated record